AUGACAUUGACAUGUGCGUGACGACGCAAUGGCGAUGUGAAAAAGUAGUUUGAGUUUAGAGAAAUUGAAAUUUUGAUUAAAAUAAACGAUUCUUUUUUAAGUGAUAAACCUCUCUGAAUGUUCGAAUAUCAUGGUCCGUAGUGGGCGUGAUCGUGACAGGGAACGUGAGCGGAGACGGUCCCAUAGCAGAUCAGCGUCGCCAGACCGUAAACGGAGGCGUUCCAGAUCUAGGAGCCGUGAUCGACCUUCCAAGUCAUCCAAGAGGAAGCGGAGCCGCAGCAGAGAUCGUGAUUCAAAACGGGAUAGAGAGAGGGAUCGCGACCGAAAGAAUGAUAAAAGGGAUGACAAAAGAAAUGGCACAAGUAGCAAGUCAUCUAGGAAGAAGUCACCAGAAAAAGAUAGAUCUAAAUCGAAAGAGAAGACGCUUAAAACAGAGUCGGAAUAUAACAUAGGCUCUGCAGACAAGGAAGAAGAACAGAGUAGAUUGGAAGCUGAAAUGCAGAAACGACGCGACCGCAUCGAACGCUGGCGUGCGGAACGUAAGCGCAAAGAACUGGAGUCUGCGAAGAAGGAAGUUCAGAAAGGUAGCAUUGUUACAAACAUUCAAGUGCCUGCAGUCAAGAAGUGGUCGUUAGAAGAUGACUCUGGUGAUGAAGGUGAAGAUGGUGAAGGCAAGGAAAAGCAAAUAGCUGAAGAGAAGAAAGAAGAAGAAGACGAAAUUGACCCUUUGGAUGCUUAUAUGCAAGAAGUCCAACAAGAAGUGAGAAAAGUGAAUCAAAUGGAUCAAACCCGGGGUAUGAUUAGCGUGCCUUCUUCGGCAGGAGGCACGGGUAUUGUUAUAUUAACUGGAACAGCUAAGAAGAAGGUGACAGAAACCAAAAAUAAAGGGGAACUAAUAGAGCAGAAUCAAGACGGCUUAGAAUAUUCAUCAGAAGAAGAGACGGAAGACAUCAAGGAUGCAGCUGCCAACCUUGCAUCGAAACAGAGGAAAGAACUCGCCAAAGUUGACCACUCUAGUCUACAGUAUAUGUCUUUUAGAAAAGCUUUCUAUACCGAAGUAAGUGAGCUGGCUAGGAUGACACCCGAAGAGGUAGAAGCUUAUCGGACUGAGUUGGAAGGCAUUCGCGUAAAGGGCAAAGGUUGUCCAAAACCGAUUCGAACGUGGGCCCAUUGUGGAAUCAGUAAGAAAGAGCUCGACAUACUGAAGAGACUUGGUUUUGAGAAACCGACCCCGAUCCAGGCGCAAGCCAUUCCUGCUAUCAUGUCUGGACGAGACUUAAUCGGCAUAGCGAAGACCGGCUCAGGCAAGACAUUGGCUUUCAUUCUGCCGAUGUUCCGUCACGUACUCGACCAACCCCCGCUCGAAGAUACGGACGGACCAAUAUCUCUCAUCAUGACGCCUACAAGAGAACUGUGCAUGCAAAUCGGCAAGGAUAUCAAGAAGUUCGCCAAGUCUUUAGGGUUGAGAGUCGUCUGCGUGUACGGGGGCACUGGGAUUUCUGAACAGAUAGCGGAAUUGAAACGCGGCGCUGAAAUGAUAGUAUGCACGCCGGGCCGCAUGAUCGACAUGCUGGCGGCGAACAGCGGGCGCGUCACCAAUCUGCGGCGCGUCACGUACGUGGUGCUCGACGAGGCGGACCGCAUGUUCGACAUGGGCUUCGAGCCCCAGGUAAUGAAAAUCAUCGACAACAUAAGACCAGACAGACAAACUGUGAUGUUUAGCGCAACCUUCCCUAGACAAAUGGAAGCGCUCGCACGCCGAAUAUUACAGAAACCUAUAGAGAUUCAGGUGGGAGGCCGAAGCGUGGUAUGCAAGGAAGUGGAACAGCACGUAGCCAUAUUGGAGGACGAUGCAAAGUUCUUCAAGCUUUUAGAACUACUAGGGCUCUACAGUCAGAUGGGCAGCAUCAUAGUGUUUGUGGACAAACAAGAAAACGCCGACAGUUUACUCAAGGAUCUAAUGAAAGCUUCGUACUCUUGCAUGAGUUUACAUGGAGGGAUUGAUCAAUUCGACAGGGACUCGACCAUCGUCGACUUCAAGUCGGGCAAGGUGAAGCUGCUGGUGGCGACCAGUGUGGCGGCCAGGGGGUUGGAUGUGAAGCAACUGGUGCUGGUUGUCAACUACGACUGUCCGAAUCAUUAUGAGGACUAUGUGCAUAGAUGUGGCAGAACCGGCCGCGCGGGCAACAAAGGUUUCGCAUGGACGUUCCUCACGCCCGAACAGGGGCGGUACGCGGGCGACGUAUUGCGCGCGUUCGAACUGGCCGGCGCCGUCGCCCCGCCCGAGCUGCGCCAGCUGUGGGACAAGUACAAGGACGCGCAGGAGAAGGAAGGCAAGAAGGUGCACACGGGGGGCGGUUUCAGCGGGAAGGGGUUCAAAUUCGACGAAUCCGAAGCACAAGCGGCCACCGAAAAGAAGAAAUACCAGAAGGCGGCGCUCGGACUCCAGGACUCCGAUGACGAGGACGUUGAGGGCGACCUCGACCAGCAGAUCGAAACCAUGCUUGCUGCCAAGAAAAUUGUCAAGGAAAUCAAGCCGGGCGUAGCGACUCCCGGUAUUCCGGCCGCAGGCGCCACCACAGCCGGAACUGACGGCAAGCUAGAACUGGCUAAAAGAUUAGCUUCAAGGAUCAAUCUCGCUAAAGGACUGGGCGCGGAACAGAAAGGAGCCACGCAACAAGCCGCCGAAGCUAUUCUGAAGGGCGCGCCUUCCGCACACACAUUGAUCACGGCGAAAACCGUAGCUGAACAGUUAGCGGCGAAGUUGAAUACGCGUCUGAACUAUCAACCGCGCGACGAAAGCGCCUCCGAGCCCGCUGAGGAGGUGUUCAGAAAAUACGAAACUGAACUCGAGAUCAACGAUUUCCCGCAACAAGCACGAUGGAGAGUCACUAGCAAGGAGGCCUUGGCGCUUAUCAGUGAAUACAGUGAAGCGGGCAUCACUGUCCGCGGAACGUACGUUCCUCCAGGCAAGACCCCUCCAGAAGGCGAAAGAAAGCUGUACUUAGCCAUAGAGAGUUCUCAAGAACUGGCCGUAGCGAAAGCCAAGUCGGAAAUCACUAGACUCAUCAAGGAGGAACUACUUAAGCUGCAGACUUCCGCUCACCACAUGAUAAACAAGGCUAGAUAUAAGGUCAUUUAACGUGAUGGAAUAUAGAUUGAUGAUGUAAUUUAUUGUUUUAUUGGUACAUACAUAGCAAUGACCUAUUAAUAUAAUAAGUUUUCUCAAAUAUACUUGGAAAUUUGAGCAUUAUUU
Molecule: messenger RNA, 3256 nt
Organism: Chilo suppressalis (striped riceborer)
Lineage: Eukaryota; Metazoa; Arthropoda; Insecta; Lepidoptera; Crambidae
Source: the annotation of a GenBank genome assembly